Molecule: messenger RNA, 1269 nt
Organism: Manduca sexta (tobacco hornworm)
Lineage: Eukaryota; Metazoa; Arthropoda; Insecta; Lepidoptera; Sphingidae
Product: NADH dehydrogenase [ubiquinone] iron-sulfur protein 2, mitochondrial-like
Biological process (GO): mitochondrial electron transport, NADH to ubiquinone
Molecular function (GO): NAD binding; quinone binding; NADH dehydrogenase (ubiquinone) activity
Source: RefSeq, a predicted model, not a curated record
AUGUACCCUGAUGAGGUCACCUCCUGCUCAAACAUCCACCAUACCACAACGGUCCGCGCAGCCGACCCUCACAUCGGGCUCCUGCACCGCGGCACUGAGAAGCUGAUCGAGUACAAGACGUACACGCAGGCGCUGCCCUACUUCGACCGACUCGACUACGUGUCCAUGAUGUGCAACGAGCAAUGCUACAGCCUCGCUGUCGAGAAACUCCUCAACAUUGAUAUACCGAUACGCGCCAAGUAUAUUAGGACCCUGUUCGCGGAGAUCACGCGUAUCCUGAACCACAUAAUGGCGGUGGGCACGCACGCGCUGGACGUGGGCGCGCUAACGCCGUUCUUCUGGCUGUUCGAGGAGCGAGAGAAGAUGAUGGAGUUCUACGAGCGGGCCAGCGGCGCCAGGAUGCAUGCCGCCUACAUCCGCCCCGGCGGCGUGUCGCUUGACAUGCCGCUAGGUCUGAUGGACGACAUAUACGAGUUCUCGUCGAAGUUUGCCGAGCGUUUGGACGAGGUGGAGGACGUGCUCACCACCAACAGGAUCUGGGUGCAGCGCACCAAGGAUAUCGGGAUAGUGUCCGCGCAGGACGCGCUCAACUAUGGAUUCAGUGGUGUGAUGCUCCGCGGGUCCGGCAUCAAAUGGGACCUGCGCAAGUCGCAACCGUACGACGCGUACCAUCUGAUGGAGUUCGACGUACCCAUCGGCACCAACGGGGAUUGCUACGAUAGAUACCUGUGCCGCGUAGAGGAGAUGCGUCAGUCCUUACGCAUCAUCGAACAGUGCCUCAACCAGAUGCCGCCCGGCGAGAUCAAGACCGACGACGCGAAGCUCACGCCACCAUCCAGGAAGAGAUGAAGGUAUACGUCCAUGGAAGCCCUGAUCCAUCACUUCAAGCUGUUCACUCAGGGCUACCAAGUGCCGCCCGGCAGCACGUACACGGCAGUGGAGGCUCCUAAGGGAGAGUUCGGUAUUUACCUCGUGUCUGAUGGUGGAUCCAAGCCUUACAGGUGCAAGAUCAGCCCCGGAUUCGCUCACCUUGCAGCUCUAGAGAAAAUCGGUAAAAACUCCAUGUUGGCGGAUAUCGUGGCUAUCAUCGGAACACUUGACGUAGUGUUCGGAGAGAUCGAUCGGUAAACAUCGGACGCCGUCGGGAAACUUCGUAGACUAAGCAAUAAAGUGAUGCAGUAGUUGUAUAUAAGUAAACUCCGGUUUUUCGUCUCAUAAAUGUACCUCAAAUCCUGUGCAUUCAAAUGUAAAAAAAAAUAAUAUAAUUUA